Pimephales promelas (fathead minnow) is the source of this 3520-nucleotide messenger RNA. RefSeq lists its product as uncharacterized. The record is from RefSeq and is a predicted model, not a curated record. Gene Ontology annotation, molecular function: structural constituent of egg coat; acrosin binding. Gene Ontology annotation, cellular component: egg coat. Lineage: Eukaryota; Metazoa; Chordata; Actinopteri; Cypriniformes; Leuciscidae. Gene Ontology annotation, biological process: prevention of polyspermy; binding of sperm to zona pellucida.
GCAUUUGUAACCCCUCCACCCGGAGAGUAUGGGUAUUUGGACAGAGUUUCACAAUUAAUUCGCGAAGUUUCGUUGCAUUCCGAAGUUACAGGUGGUCUAGAUUAAUUUGUUGAUUGGACUCGCCAUUUGCCCAUGCGAGCUUGGGUACGCAUGUGAGGUGAAACAAACUGGCGAUGUCUUACGAAAUUAAAACCUUAAUUACAGUCUUUAUAUUAUCAACAAUAUCACUUAAUCUCAAUUGUCGUACUAUUAGCGCGACGUCUGAGCGGGAAGGUUAUUCAGAAGAAUACAGUUUCAAUAUUUUUAACAAUUUUGCGGACUUAAGCGGUGCGUUGGAACUGAACCUAACAAAUCCGAAUUUAAAACACAGUAGACUCGCGAGUUCAAAACUUGACGUCCCAGUUGAUUCUUCCUCCUACAGUAAUACGAAUGAAACGAUACCUCAGUCGAGUGAGUACAUGUAUGAAUCGCGAUCAAACGACAGCACAUCUAUGCACUUCAACAAUGAAACAACUCCACUCAGAAGUUUCCACAGAAACGAUUUUCACAUCGAGGAUGGAUUUCAAGCUGACACACCAUCAUUUGGGGAACCAGGAAUGUUUAGGAAACAUUCUCGACGUGGGUCUAGCUCCCAAUCCACAUACAGGCCUAUGUGGCAGCCAUUACCCACGGUUCACUGCUCAGAAGAGGCGAUGACCCUAAAAGCCUCCGGAAGAGAAUACACGAACAUCUUUGUCGAAAGAGUGAAUGCGGCCCCACUGCCUUUAUUCCAGAUUCCUGCAUAUUGUGGAUAUUCUGUAAGGGUCACAUGGAAAGAUCUGGUCCUAACUACCCCAUACAAUGGGUGCUACAUCACACAAGAGAAUGGCAAUUAUGUUCUAUCACUGCAGUGGUGGGGCAGUCCCAUAAAGAUAUCCUGUUCUAUGGCACCUGUGAUCUCAAAACCUACUCCUUCUUUCUUGUGCUCUCAAUUUGGUAUGGUCAUUGCAAUAAAAGGCACACAGGAAGAUGCUGAGAAACACUGGGUUAAAGUGAAUGGGAACAUACUGCCUCUCCUGUCUGAGACAUGUGCAUAUCGCAUACAGUCUCCUCCUGAGGUCAUUCUACUUCAUGCCGCUUUUAAUUCUGAAUGCAUGAUGGUGACGGAUGGAGAGAACAUCCUUGUCAUCCUCUGGGAUGGAAAGGAGUUCACUCUCUCUUGUCCAUUCCCACACCGGGUGUCUCGGUUUCCUCCCAUCCUCCAUCCUCAUCCACUCCAUGAACCACUUCAGCCCAAUCAGGAGCAGGUGUCUUUUAUCCCUCAACUUCCUACUUUCCCAGCAGGAACACCUAAACCUGCUGUGAUCCCUAAGCGUCCUUAUAAACAACCUGCAGUACCACUGUUUCAUCCUGACAAACACCCUCAUACCUCUCAUCAUGACUGGCAUCCCGUCCAUCAGAGACACCAGAAACCGCCUGCUCACAUUCAUCAUCAUCAUCAUCCAGCACCUCCUGUUGAUAAUCCUCCUAAACCUUUCAUACAACAAUAUCUGGCUCUACCUGUGGAUCAUAUUCCACAAACACAGGACGAGAUGGUACCCCAAUACCCAGUGAUGCCCCCUCCACACUAUGCACCGUACCCUAUAUCCUGUCCCCCUUAUCCUGUGUCAUUCUGUUCUAAGCCCCCCAUUCAGUACCAUCCUCAGCCAACCAUGACCCCUGCUCCCCAACCGUCCAUCCAGCCAAUGCCAUGGACUUCAUUUCCUCGACCCACACACAAGCCACUUGUACAAGAGCCCCUGUUCCCCGUCUUUCCUCCGACUCCACCUGCAGAACCCUCCGAAAUGUCUCCAUCACUUUUUUGCAUGAAGAACAAAUUAAUGGCAACUUUUCCCUCAACUAGAAUGGACUCCAUCAAAGUCAAAGAUGUGAAGACGAAUACCUGGAUCUCUGUCGCAUCUGUCUCAGCAGACUGUAACUACAAACUCCACUCCAGAGGUGGCAGUGUUAAGCUCACUUCACCACUACCUUCCUGCCACACACACAAAAAGUCCCCUACAGUGAUCUCUCUAUAUGUCAGGUUCUGGGAUUCCACUCAACUGCGCUCCCGUACCCUACAGCUUCAGUGUCACCAUGUUGGAGAUGGAGGCACACGACCUACACGACCUCACUUUACAACCGCUCAACCACCACCUAAAUUUCAGGUGUCGUGUUCUAGCCAACACAUGAGUGUAAAACUGCCACCUGGACCAACAUCUGGCAUCAUUGUACAAGAUGCUUCCAGUGGGAUCAAAACAGAAGCUGUUCCUAUUUUGGAGGCUCAAAGUCAUUGCGGAUAUUCUGUAAGAAGGGAUAAAGAUGGUGCCAUCAACGUGAUCCUGCCUUACUCUUCAUGUCACAUGACUCAUAAGGAUGGACAGUACCAGAUUAUAUUAAAAUAUCAAACACCGAAAGGGCGCACAGUUGAGUCCUUGCUGUCAUGUCAGGCUUCUUUAAGUCAAGAAUCAUGUAAUGUCGCACCUGAGCAGCAGCUGGUCUGUGGAUCUGUGGUUAUAUCCUCAUCAGAGUGCCAUGACAGAGGCUGCUGUUAUUGUGAACACACUCAGUCGUGUUAUUACCCCAUGGACGAAUGUACAAUGGAUCGACAUUUUGUUUUCUCGGUUCACUCAUCUUUCGCGGAUCCGCCCUUUACCCCAGCCACCCUCGUCACAGCUGGCAACAGCUCUUGCACACCCUACAAAGUUACAGCUGACUUGGCCCUCUUCAAGAUCCCGCUGGAUGAAUGUGGGGUGCACAGAUAUGAGGUGGGUAAAACGGUCAUCUACAUGGUCGAGAUCCUGAAUAGAGUGCAGCCCAUCAGUCUGAACUACGGCACCAUCACUAGAGAUUCGCCUGUGAGGCUACUGGUUGAGUGUCGGUAUUUACCCGGAUCUGUGGCAAGUGUGGGUUACCUGGUGAAAAGCCCCUCCCUCGGACCGUCUAUCAAAGCUCAGGGGGUGUUUGGAGUUCAGCUCAGGAUCGCAGAAGAUGAGCUCUACAACAGCUUUUACCCACAAUACCACCAGCCCCUGCGCAUGCUUCUGGGGAAACCCCUUUACCUUGAAGUGCGCCUGCUAAACCCUCCAGACCCCACAGCUAUACUGCUGGUGCAUUACUGUGUGGCAUACCCGCGCUCUGCAAAAUCAGCCUGGAUCAUUAUUUAUGACGGGUGCCCAAAUUUUCUUGACCAGGUCCCAACACACGAGCCUCCUGCUGCACCUGCAGAGGCCCUGACCAAUCAUGUUCGACGAUUCACAAUCACUACAUUCCAGUUCCUGUCUGAAGAUGCCAACCUGCAGGCAGAUGAAGAGAUUUAUUUUAUGUGUUCGACGGAGGUUUGUCUGCCCUCAGAUGAUCAGUGUGUCGAGGGCUGCUUUGCAGAUCCCUCUAAUAUGAAGGUCUGAGAAGAAUUAUGAGCUGGAUAAAGCCACCACUCUUUUUGUUUGACAGAUGUACACGUGGUCUCACUAACAAUUGUAAAGCAAUAAAGCUUUGAAACUGU